AUGGAGAUACCUUUACAAACCAGCCCUAAUGGCUGCCCCGCAUUUUUCGAGAAUGCCAUGCUUCUUGACCUCGAAGGAGCUGGGACUGGACAUGACUCUCACCAAACGUGCCCUGAUAUGUUUGAUCUACUUCCAGACUUUGAUUCCGGAAUUGUGGGAAAUAGCCUGUUUGGAGAGAACUUUAUUCCAGACUUGGAACAGAUUGUACAAAAUGACUUUUUGCUUCCUGUGCAAGAGAAUGAACAUCACUUAGAGCGUGAGUACCUCAACUCUACUAAGAGAAGGGUAUAUGCUUUCCAGCGUUCCUUUUGGUGGGAAGGUUCGCAAAAUACUGGCAAUGGGGAUACUAGGUUGGUAGGAAGUUCAGAGCUUGAACCCUCGGUUUUAUCACCUCACUCCAUCCCGAGUAAUCUCACUUUUCACGAGAAACUCUCAUCGCGAUUAAGGGAUGAGCUCUUCCGACUCAUCGUUAAAACUGGGGAUGAUACUUUAUCAAUACCAGAGCUUCCUACUGUUGAUCACCUCGAUAUCCUCAUCAAGAUCGGCCUAGCAAAGAAGGUCGACAUCAAUCCAUGGAUUCAUCUUUAUACCUUCUAUAGCAAUAGCCCAAGACCGGAACUCAUCGCGGCUCUGGUGUCAACAGGGUGCAUCUCAUGCUUGACCCCCACAAUGAAUAAGACGGGUAUAAUUAUGCAGGAAGUUGUCCGAGUGGCAUUGCGGAAUUUGUCCGAAGCAGAUAUUGAAGUCACACGAGAUCUUCAAUAUUUGCAAGCAUCCAUGAUGUGGCUGGAAAUUGGCUUCUCGUGUGGUUACAGGAGAAAUAUGCGUAUGACCGAAGGUGCCCUUCAAGCUCUGGGUAUAGCCUUGCGUCGAUUAGGGGCCUUUGACUCAUCCUCGUAUAAACCCAUCAAUCCGUGUGAGAUAUCUGAUGACGAUGCAAGUACCCUGGAUUAUAUAUGGAAGCAGUGGAUUAAACAAGAAUCAUUCAAGAGAUUGGUGUAUUACUUUUUCUGCCAUGAUAUAGAGGUGGCAGCAGCGAUGAAUCAGCCGCCGACAACAUCAUUUGCGGAACUUACUCUUUCUUUACCAGCAGCACGAGACUUAUGGCUGGCUCCAACGGCAAGCACUUGGAAAGAUAUAUGGACGGCCAGAUAUCAACCACCAAGACCAGAAAUAAGUCUGAGAGACCUGCUAUCAGAUCCUACUCUUUUAAGGGAUCUUCCCAUGCAUUUGGAUAACAGGGUUGCAAGUUCGGCCCUGCUGCAUGGGCUAUUAGGCAAGGCCUGGGAUCUAAGGCAGCAGAUGUUGCUUGGUCGUCGUAGCGCAUCUAGACAGCCGGCCCGUAAACUGCUAUUGCUGCAGAGCAGACAGGAGGAUCUCUACACAGAUCUUCAGCAAAUCCGGGAUGCUCUUGUGGACUCGCCUCCUCUGACUACCCUUAUGGCCGAGUUCAGCAUAAUGUAUCUGCACAUUGACAUAGAUGCUUUACAACGUUUUGCCGGCAAACUGGGCGAAGAUAUGGCAAGGCAAAGCUAUCCGGACCUACGUGAUUGGAGCAUGACUCAAGAUGCUCGUAUUGCCGUGUGGCAUGCUGGACAAGUCUUUCGUGCUGUGCACCGUGUUGGCCCUUACCAACUACGGGGCUUUGAUAUCUUCGCUAUUUACUACGCAUCCCUCACCCUCUAUGUAUAUGGACUGCUCGUUUGCGCCCAAAAAAAGUCAACAGAGGCUGUCGAGACCUGGAAGACAGAAAAAUCUGCCCUUGUCUUUCUCGAUGGUCCCAGUAGCCGAGCGACGGAAUCUUUCGUUGCGCACAAUCGGGGUCAACCGGUGUUGACAUACAUAGCAGGUCCCGAUGCUGAAGCAGAUAGAACUUUCUGUAGUCUCCAACAGCCUCGCCUAGUUAUGCGUGUCGCUUUACAAGUUCUGAACAGCAACUUCUCAAAAUUAUCAUCGCUCGGCCCUGCAAACAAUCCUAUUCCACCCCUGGUCAUGAAUCUUCGAGGUCUUCUUCACGAGCUGGCGAACCUACCAUGA
Aspergillus eucalypticola CBS 122712 is the source of this 2037-nucleotide messenger RNA. RefSeq lists its product as uncharacterized. The record is from RefSeq and is a predicted model, not a curated record. The transcript has 6 exons. Lineage: Eukaryota; Fungi; Ascomycota; Eurotiomycetes; Eurotiales; Aspergillaceae. Gene Ontology annotation, molecular function: zinc ion binding; DNA binding. Gene Ontology annotation, biological process: DNA-templated transcription. The coding region runs from base 1 to 2037 and encodes 678 amino acids.